Molecule: messenger RNA, 1218 nt
Organism: Lachancea meyersii CBS 8951
Lineage: Eukaryota; Fungi; Ascomycota; Saccharomycetes; Saccharomycetales; Saccharomycetaceae
Source: the annotation of a GenBank genome assembly
AUGUAUCUCUUAAAACGAAGACUGCGACACCUUAACGCGAUCUCAAUACUUAGAGUGUCUUUGACAAACACUGGAGGUGGUGACCAAGACAUGGUCCAUACUGUAUCUUCCUUAUUUCUAGCAAUUGAGGAUCUUAAGGGGCGAUGCUUGUACGUCAGCGAAGCGCAGAAUGGCUCGCAUGGCAGCGUUCAAUUCGAGGAGAUGCCGUCUUUGCCCUACACGAUGACGAAGAUCAGGCUGAAAGUUCUGGGUCAAGUACCGCAAGGUUUGCUUGAGAUUAGUAGCGACUCGCCUGUCUGGACCGUCCUUGUAAGCUAUACGCUGGACCUGAGCCGUCUCUGCCCCAUCGCGAGCAAUGACGGCAACGUGUGCCCAAAAAAUGACAAUGUCAACGUGCCUGUGUUUCAUUUCCCAGACGGGCUCUUUGGCGCGCCUGGAGUAUUUGAAAAUGCUCCAAAGAACUCAAUUGAGCUAAUUCCUCAUAGAAAGAGCUUUACCUUCAACGGUGCGCUCAAACUGAACAAGAUACUGGAGUACUGGACUCAAAUUCAUGUGGAACUCGAAGAUUUGUCUCGAGAAAUUGAUACAAUCGUGGAUGAAAAUCCCAAACCGUUGCGCAAACAGGUGCUUCUGCAUGCUAGUGAGGAGCUGGAGCUCGCGAUCGAGCUGCGACGAGAAAAGAUCAAAAGCCUAAAACGCACUAACAACUCAGAUUCCUGCUAUCACUGCAAUCCUUCAACUGAGCAACGAAUCAAUGAGGACUAUGGUGCGACUCUGUCCGAGUACACAAACGCUUUGCAUCGGAUGCAGCACUUGGAAGAGCGCAAAAUAGGGCAGCUGCUUACCGCUAUGAAAAAAACAGGGUUGUGUGAUAGAAAUGGCUUCGUCGUGCCCAAUACAAAGGACCAAUCCGCUUACGAGAUUCAGCUGCAAAGAGUAAGCACAUCUACGGCAAUGGACAACACGGAACGCAUAUCAAAAAACUCGUUACUUGGUUACUACUUGUUGUUUGUAUAUAUUCUCGCGGAGAGGGUAUUUCGAUUACCGCUUCCACAUCAGCUAUCGUUUUACGGUAGCACGUCUGUGAUAGACAAUACACUGCCCCUGUACCUAGCAGACUCCCCGACUCAGAAGCACGUAUCCGACUUUAAAACGGCCCUUGAGCGCUUCAAUCUCAAUAUCAUGCAAGUGAAUCAGUUUUUGGAACGCCAUCGGUAA